Molecule: messenger RNA, 1482 nt
Organism: Sphaeramia orbicularis (orbiculate cardinalfish)
Lineage: Eukaryota; Metazoa; Chordata; Actinopteri; Kurtiformes; Apogonidae
Product: glucagon receptor-like
Exons: 14
Coding region: 71-1366 (431 amino acids)
Biological process (GO): adenylate cyclase-modulating G protein-coupled receptor signaling pathway; cell surface receptor signaling pathway
Cellular component (GO): plasma membrane
Molecular function (GO): glucagon receptor activity; peptide hormone binding
Source: RefSeq, a predicted model, not a curated record
AUCAGGUACUGCAGUCAGACUGUUCUGUCUCCUCCCUCCUCCAAGUCUUUAUCAGAAUAAGUCAAUCAUAAUGGAAAGGAUACAGGACAUAAUGACCUUGAUCUGUCUGCUCUUUCUCCAACUACCAAAGUUUGAGAUGGCCAAUGGGACGGUCUUGGAGGAGACUUAUCGGAAGUGGGUCCAGUAUAAGGAUGACUGUAUGAAAAUGAUUGACACUGAGCCAUUCUCUCAAGCUGGCUUGUUCUGUAACAGGACAUUUGACAGAUACGCCUGCUGGCCAGAUACCCCUGCUGGCUUUAUAAUCAACAUUUCCUGUCCUUUCUACCUGCCCUGGUAUAGCAAAGUGGCUCAGGGUGUUGUCCGUAGGUGGUGUGGCACUAAUGGCAUCUGGAAGACAGAUGACAGUGGGGAAGUAUGGAGGGACAUGACACAGUGUGAGGAUGAAAAAGAGGCUACAGCUCAGGAGCUGUGGUUCAAACAACUGAUGGUGAGAUUCAGGAUCUUGUACACAGUUGGCUAUUCCUUAUCCCUCUUCACGCUCAUAACAGCACUUAUCAUUCUUCUAAGCUUUAGGAAGCUCCAUUGCACUAGGAACUACAUACAUGCUAACCUCUUCCUCUCCUUUAUCCUGCGAGCUGUAUCCGUCAUGGUUAAGGACACCAUGCUGGAACGCCACUGGGGACGGGAGAUCAUGAAGCACUCUGAUGUUAGUGAGAUGCUCAGUCACCAGGCUGCAAUUGGCUGCAGAAUAGCACAGACACUGAUGCAAUACUGUGUUCUGGCCAAUCACUACUGGUUCUUUGGAGAAGCUGUUUAUUUAUAUUCCGUGCUCAUUGCCUCAGUGUUCAUAGAUAAUGACAAACACUUACCUUACAUCUGCGUUUGCUGGGGAACUCCACUUCUAUUUGUGAUUCCCUGGGUAGUGAUGAAGAUAUUGAAAGAAAACAAAGAGUGUUGGGGGUUUAAUGAAAACAUGAACUACUGGUGGAUUAUUCGAUUUCCAAUUCUUUUUGCUUCAUUAAUCAACUUUCUGAUAUUCAUGAAGAUCUUGAAGGUCAUUUUUUCUAAACUGAGGGCCAACAACCAGAGUGGCUACCCUGAUUAUAAGCUUCGACUUGCCAAGGCAACCCUUACCCUCAUUCCCUUGUUUGGUGUCCACGAAAUCAUAUUCAUUUUUGCUACAGAUGAGCAGACGACAGGUGUUCUGCGCUACAUUAAGGUCUUCUUCACACUUUUUCUCAAUUCAUUCCAGGGAUUUAUUGUGGCUGUGCUGUACUGCUAUGCUAAUAAAGAGGUGAGGACAGAGGUGAAGAGGAAGUUACGCAGCUGGAUUACAGAAGCAGAAAUUGUGUGUUGUGGACAGUGACUAGCCGUGGCUGACUCUCGAGUAGAAACUUUAUCCAUUGCCACAGUCCCAGAGCGCAACAGAUCCUCUGCCACAAUAAGGCCUGAGGGUUCAUCUACUCCUGAGAGUUCACAGAC